AUCUUCAAACAGAAUUCAGUACUUUCAACAACAGUCCCAGCGUUGCUUCAAUGAACGCGCCUGUCUCGAUGUCAUUCGUUGGCGGUUACAGAGCACGCUUAAUUUCUGCACGUUCCGUGCCGCGCGUUGGAAAAACUGAAUCUUCCCAAAAAGCGUGGAAAUAUACUUGUACAUUUUACAUACAGCAAAAGUGCUCCUUCGUGCGCUGACUUGGUUGCUAUUUUCUCUUCCGUCUUUUCUAGGACCUCGAAUGUCAGUGGAAUAAUUAGAAACACAGCGCUAGCUUUAACUCUAUUCUUCGGUCUCGUAACGUCAACGACGUCGCAGGGUAUUUUUCUCGCUAUUGGCUGGUGGUUCACUGGAAUAUAAGCGCUGCUGUGAGUCUGAGCUGUGAAGGGGCAUUCCUCGCGCCGCGCUUGGAUCUGGACCGCGCGCGCGCUGCAGCAACGGCCACUCUGUCCAUCAUCGGCGCGCGCUGGACAUGCAGGUUUGCAGAUAGUUAUGGCUACCAAGUUAUAUGAAUGAAUGUGUUACUCAGUUAUGCUAUUAUCCUCAAAAAAUCCAUUCCAAUGAGAGAAAUCACGUCAGCGUGAUGUGAAUUUGAAUUUUUUUUCUGAGCCCUUCUCUGUGGGAGACUUUUUUUCCGUUACCAUGUACUUCGAAUAAACCGAAUCAGUUUACCCGCUCGCGCUCGUUUUUAUCCUGUUUAAUAACGAUGGCUAACGAAUUUCGCUAUGACAAUCGGAAUAUUGUGGAGAAAUAUCUUAAUCACAAACUUUUAAAGAGGGGAUAUGUAUGGAAACUUCCAUCUUCUGAGGAAGAAGAUGACACCUUCAAUAGAGGAGAGGACUCCUCUCCAAACUCUGACAGGAGGAGGCUUCAGGCUCCCUCGGUCGGCGGGGGUAACAACUCUGAAUGCCUGAUAGCCCACCGUCUCACCCUUUCAGACCCUCAUUUGAUGCUCUACCGGGUGUUACGCGAGGCUGGAGACGAGAUGGAAAGGAUCUACCAGCGUGAAUUUGAGGAGAUGUCCCACCAGAUGAUAUUGAGUCCCAAUGUAGCGCAACGCUGCUUCUUAACCGUGGCUGAAGAGCUCUUUAGAGACGAAGUGAACUGGGGGCGGAUCGUGGCUUUCUUCGAGUUUGGUGGGACCAUGUGCGUGGAGAGCGUCAACCGGGAGAUGGCGUCCCAGGUAGAUAGUAUUGCACACUGGAUGACAGACUACCUGAACGGGCCACUGGAAAACUGGAUCGAGGAAAAUGGAGGUUGGGAUGCCUUUGUGGAGUUGUACGGUCAGCAGAGAGGCUCCGUGUUCCAUCCAUUGUCGUACCUAACGAAAGUGCUUGGAAUAGCGGCAUUGGGCUUGGCAGGAGCGGCGCUGGGCUUUUUCAUUCAGAAGUGACGGCCCUGCAGGUCUCUCAGCUAAUUCAUCUCACUUUCUCUGCCUGUCUCUCCUCUUCAGCUUAUCAAAGCAUCUCUCAGCGCCACACUGCCCCGCUAAGCCCGGCACCAGUGCCCUUCAAAGGCCGCCACUGAUCCGAUGCCCCUCCAGCCACGGGCGCUACGGCGCUCACGCUGUUUCAGCCUCUCGGGAGUGAAGAGAACACAAAGAAAAAGAAUACAGAAUGAGGACUCGCAGGAACGCUCCCACACUUUAACUAUGAUGCUCGUCACUGCCAUGUACAGUCGCGCUCACGCAGAGAUCGACACACAAAACACGUGCACACACAAACACAUGCUCACAUACUUCAUAUGGACGUUUUAUCUCUAAAGUUUGUUUCUUAUGUAUGAAACAAGUACAAAGAGUUUUUUAAACUUAAGAUUUUUGACAUUUUGAUAUCAGGUUUUUUGGCAUUUUGUAGCAUGAAUCAAAAAAAAAGAGAGAGGAAAAUAAAGUUUGCCGGCGUGAAUGUAAAUAACUUCUCCACUUUUUUGCAUGUGUGGAGAAAGAGACUCUUUAAGCUACUUUACUGCAUGAUGGCAUUUUGAACUCGGCCACCCACCUCUACUUUGUCGAUUCGGGGUGGGUUUUUUUUCAUGUUUUUGUUUAUUUCUGUCUCUCACUCCAUUGGAUGGACCUCUUGAGAUCUCCCGUCAAACCAACAGAUGUUGAGUAUUCCUCAUUAAAAAGUUCCUCUUUGAUUUUGCUCCGUGUCUUACUGUUUGGUGAGCACAAAGAACGUGCCAACAACCAAACCGAAGCGGAUAUCAUGAUGAAAUCUCACCGGAGUUGUCUGACCCAAAUCGCCCUUUUUUGAAUGUAAAGACUGGAAGUUUUACUUCUGUUGUUUUUUUUUGUGUUGGUUUGAUUGGUGCAAAAUGCCUCGAAAGAGCAAUUCUGAUGGUAAAUUCCAUUUUCGAGGGUAUUGUGUAUGUAAAGUCUGUGUACAUGUAGUGUAAGUGUGUGUAUACGUCUGUAAAUAGAUUGAGAGCUGGACUUGGCUGUGUUCUGGUGGAGAACGCGGGCGACCCGCCAGUUGUGUCCAAGCCAGGCGUGUAUGUGCGUCUGCAGAUGAAACGGACAGGUGGCAGCUGGGAACAGAAGUUCAUUCAGGCUGGCAUGAUAGGCACGCAGGCCAAGACUCUGAACACAACGGACCAGGUGUAUCACUUUCCCCUCCUCAUCGCCCCUGCAAUGUUAUCUUUCUUGCAUGGUAGAUUACAGGCACCUUGUGAGCUGUAGAUCUUUGGAUGCCCCAACAACCAAUGAAAUCGGAUCCGUCUUCUGUAACUUCCGCCCCAGAGAGAAUCUCAUCUAGUGAUAUACCACAAGUCCCCAGUGUGUUCCACUGGGAGGGUUGAUUUCUCAUUCACAGGAAGAUACUGAGACACCAGCUUUUCCUAAUGUCUUUUCCCCAUCAGAUGUCCAUUAAAGUCACUGGUGUAGAUUUAGCGCUCUCUGUGUCAGGGAUAGAAUCAUGUAUAAAACACAAGGUUGAGCAAAAAUUCAGGAUGGGCAUCCUUUCAAUUCAUAAGUUUGAAUUUUACUUAGAAUAACAGGAAGAUGAAUUUACUAAAUUGCAAUUCAAAGAAAUUCACAAAUUACUUUCAAACAAUGCUGUCAAGCCGACGUUCAAAAGUUCUUCAUUAUUAAACUUACGAAUUUUUAUUUAAUUCUUACUUUAUUCUAUUAAAAUUCAGAAAGCUUUCUCAAUUCAAUUCCAAAUUGAGCACAAGUCUGAUACUGUGUCUACAGACUUCAUUCAGAGUGAACAGUUAAUGUGGCGUGAACGAAAAAGAGGCUGUGAAGGAUGCGCGUAAAGGGUUAUUUUUUAUUUUUUUUAUUUUAAAGGGUGCAAUUUUUCUUUUUUCAGAAAGACAUUUCAGUAUUUUGUUGGCUAAACAGCCCUUAGUAUGCAAAAGUAUAACAUGAACUGUACGUUUUUCCCCUCACAGUCUCAUUUUCAUUCUAGUCAACACUCUAACCAAGGAUCCAUGUCAGGAUCGACUUUAUCUAGUCUAUCAACACGGCUCUCUUGAGUGUGUAAAUGGUACAGAUUAAACAUUCGCUAUCUAAUAGUGUACUAUAUUGAUGCACCCUUUAUCGGGUGGUGCAGGACUGUGUCAGAAUAUGUUAAAGCGAGUUUUUAGGACUCACAAAGAUGUAAGAUCAUUUUACUUUAGCUGCUAAAGAUCUAGCGAUGUAAGACAACAGGGUGUGAGUUGAGCUUCUCCCUGUUGCUGCACCAUAUGAAGCUGCUCGUGGACGAACCAGCGUAUAACUGCCACUGCUGGAGCGGAACUAGUCCAUCCACUCCUGAAGUCUCACUUACCCUCUGGUUAGGAGAAGCUGAGAAGUCCAUUACAAUCAGACUCUGUGGACCUAUUCGAGUUUAAGAAGAGGCCUUGAGUUUUUAAUUAAAUAGCAUUUCUAUUCACAAGCUAUUUUCAAAUACAGUUUGUGUCAAAUUCCUCUGCACCUCAAGAGUAAUCAAGCAGUGAUUGUCAAGGAAAUUUGACUUUGACAAAAGAAAGCUGAAGGAUGCAGGAGAUGUAUUUCACCAAUGUAUCUAGUUGGUAAAGGUGUGUAAAUGUAUAAAUCAUAAGGUUCUUGUGUAGCAUGUGUGUAUACAUUAAAAUCAUUUGCAUUGUAAGGGGCUAUACACACAGAAUGCAUUUUUUGCCUUUAAAAGCGUCAAAAUGGAACGGGCAAAAAAACACGGGCUCUAAAAUUUUACCUUGAGUGCUGUUUUUAUAACACCGUAUCAUGUGUGAGACACUGCAAAAGGUGUUAGACGCAACCGCUACCAUAUAGUGCAUGAUGGAAAAGCAAAAGCGUGUUUUAUGUGAACAGCCCGUAAAACUGUGUCCUAACCAUGGUGAAGCAAAACUCCAUAUAGCUGCAUAUUAUUUUAUUUAUUUGUUCUGCACGGAAAUCACAAGGAUACAGUACCAGAAGGGGAACGAAACCCAUUUGGGUUUAUACAGAGCUGCACUCCACUUACAUGAAUGAACAAACAAACAAAAAAAAGAAGAAAAAGACAAAAUAAAGGCGCGCAAACAGAUAAGUUAUUAAAUAUUAAGAUAUUUAAAGCUGAAGUGUGUAAUUUCUGCGUCACUGGACUGAAUUUGACUGUUUUUAAACAGGUUUCCGAAACACUGUCGAAAGCCCCGCCCCAAAACAAACCCCAUUGGCUGAACCAGUGUUGCUGUUGCCGGGCAGGUUGGGAUGUUCAAACAAACAGAUCAAUAUUUUGAAAACACCUCAGAGCUGCUGUGUUUAAUUUUUUAGGGCACUCAACAUGUAACCGUCGUAGUAACAAGUUUUAACAUAAAAAUGACAUAUCAGGUUUAAACAUGAAAUAUGUUCUCAUUGGCUGUUGUCUCAUUACACAAAAUGUUCCCUUUCUCUGCUAAGAGAAUGCUCGGAGACUUCAUUUGGUUGGGACACAGUGUGAAAGUGGGCAUUGAAAGAAGGUGUAACUUGGUUAAUCUCCAGGGUGAAUAUUAUAUUUUAUUUAAAAUAUUCUGUAUCUCUUUGUUUAAUGUAAAUUAUCUUUGUAGCUUAUACUUCUGCAAAAAAAUCUCCAUCUGUCAGUUCAUUCCUCAUUCUUUCAUACAUUCUUUCAUUCUUGUCAUACAGACGGAAAGAGGAUGGGCUUUUGUUUUAGCUCACGUCCUGUCUGAUAAAUAUGGAAGUGAGAUUUAAACUGCAGCGAAAGGGGUUUUCCCUCCUUCCAUCUGGAUAGUGCAGUUCCGGUGAUCUGUUAAGAGUAAAAAUUCAAUUACAGUCUCCAUGAUUUUUACAUUUUGCAUGAGUGCAUUCUUUCAUCUCCAGCCAUACGGCUACAUUUUACAUACGUGAUUUUCACAUUGUUUUCAAUAUAAAUGACUCAGUUUGUGUGACUGUUCUGAAAUAAACCCCCACGCCCUAUCAGAUCAAAUGGAAAAGAUGAUAAAAAUGUUUUUUUUUUUUUCUUCGGCAGCUAUAAUGCAUUCAUUUUACAAUACCACUUUCCUUUGAGGAAAAAAAGAAAUUGAUUUUCUACUUUGAUUUCUUUGCUUUCUUUCUUUUUUAAUGACUUUGCUGCCAUACCUUCCCUCAUAUAUCACAUAUCCAUUAAAAUGUAGCAAAAUAUCUGGAGGAUUUUAAUAUAGAGACAGGAGUUUAUAUUUGAUUUCCAUUUUCUCAUUUUUCCACCAUUAUCCUGUUUGUCUUCUUGUCUUGUAUGCCCUCAGCAUGUAGCAUUCAAAAGCAAUUGUUCACGUUUUUUCUUUCUAUUUUUUGUUUGUUUAAUUUAUCCUCUUAGCACUUGUGAGUUUUAAAUAUGUCAAUAUCAUUUUGUGUACGUAUCCAUGUCAUAAGCUAACAGUUAUGUGUCCUAAUUAAAUAAACCUUGCCUUAUCAUCUGA
Messenger RNA from Pimephales promelas (fathead minnow), 5853 nucleotides. RefSeq names its product BCL2 apoptosis regulator a (gene bcl2a). Gene Ontology annotation, cellular component: mitochondrial outer membrane. Lineage: Eukaryota; Metazoa; Chordata; Actinopteri; Cypriniformes; Leuciscidae. Gene Ontology annotation, biological process: extrinsic apoptotic signaling pathway in absence of ligand; regulation of apoptotic process; release of cytochrome c from mitochondria. The record is from RefSeq and is a predicted model, not a curated record. Gene Ontology annotation, molecular function: BH domain binding.